GCGUGAGCCACCGUGCCCGGCCUGUUCUUUUUUUAAAUUACGUUUCCCGUGCUGGCUUCCCUGGGAGGAAUGGGAGUAAGCCACAACUUGACUUCACCACGGGACGAAUUUCCCUGAGGCAGACGGAGCAGGUCUCCAGCACACCCACCGGCAGGGGGCUUUGGCCUGGAAGACAGACCUCCUAGGGCGGAGGCCUGAGUGUCACCAGACCAGGCCAGCCUCCAGCUGGAGCCAGGUAAGAAUGAGGAUCCGCCCGCCUGGCAGGGUGCAGAGGCCUGUUCAGACGCCACCUCCACGAAUAAAAGCAAUUUCUGUCCAAGUUCUUAACGCAGGAAAGGUUAUGUGUUAGCAUUCAGCUUUGCCAGAUUCAGAGCGUCCCCACAGCGUCUCGGGGGACCAAAGGGUCCCCAUUCCCAGCGAGUCCAACUCCAACAUCCCCGAGCCUGGGCCUGGGCAAAGUCUGGCUGCGGCUCCUCUGCUGUCUCGCGGGGGUUCGAGUCUCCCUCCCAACCGUCAUCCUGGGUCUGGGGCUGAACGGCUGUGGGAUCUCUGCCGCUGGCUCGAAGUUGGGGACGUGUGGCAGGUCCCCGCUGCACCUGGCCUUCCCCCGCGCGGUGGGAGCGGCCGGACGUGGCGGGCAGUGCUGGCGGGACUGGCAGGAAGAGAGCCCGCGGAGGUGCGCGGCGCCCCACGACCAUGCCACGCGGCAUGGCACGAACAGCGGCUGAUUUUCCCCCCUUCCUCGGAUGGGACCGACCUGGCGGUGACUAACAGGGAACUGUUUGGGCUGGUUCGCUUACGAAUGGGGCCCACAACAGAAGCCUAAGAACCUGCGAGAAGAAACUUCGGCUGGGGUCAAGACCCGAACCUGCGGGGGGCCGCGUGGCAGGGAGGAGCUCCGGGUCCCUGGGCGUGCGCGCCCAGGACAUGCCUGCGCCCUCGACGCCCUUUCCGAAGCCCCUCUGGAUCCGGACCCCAGGGCGGCCCUCGGGCCCGGCCGACUCGUGUGACAAAGUGACAGAACAGGGGCGCGGAACUCACCCGGGCCCCGGGACUCCACGUAAAUUUAGGUCCCUCCCUCGGACACCCCCGGAGCCCUGGCUGAUGCUGCCCCUCCCGGCUGUGAGACCCUCGCUGAGGCCCCUGCACCCUGGGGGGGCCGGCGCGCGGGUCCGCACCAAAGAGCUGCGCGGCCAGAGCCCCGGGCCCCUGGUGACACCAGACGCUGACGCGCGGCACUGCAGCGGCCCGCGGGGCGGAGGGGCCGGCUGGGCGGAGGCUUCCGGCGACCCAGGCCCCUGAGCGACCCCGCCCCUUCCUCUGCAGCCCCGCCUCCCGCGGGCUGACUCCGCCCCGCGCCGCAUGGCGACGCCCCCGUUCUCGGCCCCCAGCCCAGCCCCAGCCGCGGGACCUUUCCGGAUCCCAGGCUCUCGACCCCCUUCCAGCCCCGCCCCUUCCUCCCGCGGGCCCCGCCCCCGACCGUCCUCCCUCCGCGGCGCGGGCGCCAAGAGGAGCGAAGGUGCGCGCCUCCCCGCUCGGCGCCGGGGUGCCUCAGCACGUGGGGGGACCCCGGCCGGGCCAUGCCGCGCGCGCCCCGGUGCAAAGCCGUGCGCGCCCUGCUGCGCAGCCGCUACCGCGAGGUGCUGCCGCUGGCGACGUUCGUGCGGCGCCUGGGGCCCGAGGGCCGGCAGCUGGUGCAGCGCGGGGACCCGGCCGCCUUCCGCGCGCUGGUGGCCCAGUGCCUGGUGUGCGUGCCCUGGGGCGCGCGGCCGCCCCCAUCCGCCCCCUCCUUCCGCCAGGUGUCCUGCCUAAAGGAGCUGGUGGCCAGGGUCGUGCAGAGGCUCUGCGAGCGCGGCGCCAGGAACGUGCUGGCCUUCGGCUUCGCGCUGCUGGACGGAGCCCGUGGCGGGCCGCCGGUGGCCUUCACGACCAGCGUGCGCAGCUACCUGCCCAACACGGUGACCGAGACCCUGCGCGGCAGCGGCGCAUGGGGGCUGCUGCUGCGCCGCGUGGGGGACGACGUGCUCGUUCACCUGCUGUCGCGCUGCUCUCUCUACCUGCUGGUGGCGCCCAGCUGCGCCUACCAGGUGUGCGGGCCGCCUCUGUACGAGCUCUGUGCUGCCACGGAGGCCCGGCCUGGCGCGCCCCCCAGACAUCGGCCCACGCGACACUCAGGCCAGACUCAAACGGGCCCAGGAUCAAAGCGCCCGAUGCCGCACAACAGCGAUGGCGAGGCCCGGGUAUCCCUGCGCCUGCCAGACCAGGGUGCUAAGCGGCGUCCUGGCAGCUUCGGCAGUAGUCCUCCUUCCGCCAAGAGGCGCAGGCAUGAACAGGGCCGCGACCUGCAACAGGGGCCUGACGGGCAGGCGUCUGGGGCCCACUCAGGCAGUGUGCAUGGGCCGAGUGACCACGAUUCCCGCGCCGUGGCUCCCACCAAACCCGCCAUGGAAGCCACGUCCUCCGUGGGCGAGCGGUCAGGGACACGUGGCUCCUACCCAUUGGUGGGCGGCACGCGCCAUGUGGGCCCCCCACCCACACCGCGGCCAGCGGGUGCGUCUCCUCCGCAAAUGUACGUGGAGACCAAGCACUUCCUCUACUGCUCGGGCGACAGGGAGCGGCUGCACCCCUCCUUCCUGCUCAGCUCCCUGCCGCCCAGCCUGACCGGCGCCCGCGCACUUGUGGAGACCAUCUUUCUGGGCUCGACGCCAGGGCGGGCAGGGGCGCCCCGCAGGCCGCGCCGCCUGCCCCCGCGCUAUUGGCAGAUGCGGCCCCUGUUCCGCGAGCUGCUUGGGAACCACGCGCGGUGCCCCUACGCCGCGCUCCUCAGGGCGCACUGCCCAGUGCGCGGCGGGGCCGACCCCGCUGCAGGAGCCUGCACCCCCAAGGACAGCGCGUGCCCGCAGCGCCUGGUGCGGCUGCUUCGCCAGCACAGCAGCCCCUGGCAGGUGUACGCGUUCCUGCGGGCCUGUCUGCACCGCCUGGUGCCCGCGGGCCUCUGGGGCUCCAGACACAACGAGCGCCGGUUCUUGAGGAACACGAAGAAGUUCGUCUCUCUGGGGAAGCGAGCCCGGCUGUCCAGGCAGGAGCUGACGUGGAGGAUGAAAGUGCAGGACUGCGCUUGGCUUGGUAGCAGCCCAGGGGGCUGCGUCCCGGCCGCGGAGCACCGGCGCAGGGAGGAGGUCCUGGCGCGGUUCCUGCUCUGGCUGAUGGGCGUGUGCGUGGCGGAGCUGCUCAGGUCCUUCUUCUACGUCACGGAGACCACGUUCCAGAAGAACAGGCUCUUCUUCUACCGCAAGAGCGUCUGGAGCCAGCUGCAGAGUCUCGGCGUCAGGCAGCACUUGGAGCGCGUGCAGCUGCGGGAGCUGUCCGCCGCGGAGCUCCGGCGGCACCGGGAGGCCGGGCCAGCCCUGCCCACGUCCAAGCUGCGCUUCAUCCCCAAGCCCAGCGGGCUGCGGCCCAUCGUGAACAUGGACUACAUCGUGGGCGCCAGAACGUUCCGCAGAGCAACGAGGGCUCAGCCUUUCAGCGCGAGCGUCAAGACCCUAUUCAGCGUGCUCAACUACGAGCGCACCCGGCGCCCCGGCCUCCUGGGCGCCUCCGUGCUGGGCCUGGACGACAUCUACCGGGCCUGGCGGGCCUUCGCGCUGCGCAUGCGGGCACGGGACGCGGCGCCCGGGCUGUACUUCGUGAAGGUGGACGUGACGGGCGCCUACGACGCCAUCCCCCAGGACAGGCUCGCGGAGGUGGUCGCCGGCGUCCUCAGGCCCCAGGAGAACACCUACUGCGUGCGCCGCUACGCCACGGUGCAGCGGGCCGCCCACGGGCACGUCCGCAAGUCCUUCAAGAGACACGUCUCCACCCUCGAGGACCUGCGGCCGUACAUGCGGCAGUUCGUGGAGCACCUGCAGGAGACCGGCUCGCUGAGGGACGCCGUGGUCAUCGAGCAGAGCUCCUCGCUGAACGAGGCCGGCCGCAGCCUGUUUGACUUCUUCCUGCUCUUCGUGCGCAGCAAUGUGGUCCGGGUCGGUGGCAGGUGCUACGUGCAGUGCCGGGGCAUCCCGCAGGGCUCCCUGCUGUCCCCGCUGCUGUGCAGCCUGUGCUACGGCGACAUGGAGCGGAGGCUGUUCCCCGGGAUACGGCGGGACGGGCUGCUGCUGCGCCUGGUCGACGACUUCCUGCUGGUCACGCCUCACCUGGCGCACGCGAGGGCCUUCCUCAGGACGCUGGUCAGGGGCGUCCCCGAGUAUGGCUGCGUGGUGAACUUGGAGAAGACGGUGGUGAACUUCCCCGUGGACGCCGCCGCCCUGGGUGGCGCAGCCUGCGUCCAGCUGCCGGCCCACUGCCUGUUUCCCUGGUGCGGCCUGCUGCUGGACACCCGCACCCUGGAGGUGUUCAGCGACUACUCCAGCUUCGCCCGGACGUCCGUCAGAGCCAGUCUCACCUUCAGCCCUGGCUUCAAGGCCGGCAGGAACCUGCGGCGCAAGCUCUUGGGGGUCUUGCGGCUGAAGUGCCACGGCCUCUUUCUGGACCUGCAGGUGAACAGUCUGCAGACGGUCUGCGUGAACGUCUACAAGAUCUUCCUGCUGCAGGCCUACCGGUUCCACGCCUGCGUGCUGCAGCUCCCGUUUAACCAGCCAGUGUGGAAGAACCCCACGUUUUUCCUUCGCGUCAUCUCGGACACGGCCUCCCGCGGCCACUGCAUCCUGAGAGCCAAGAACGCAGGGACGUCGCUGGGGGCCAAGGGUGCCUCCGGCCCCCUCCCCCGCGAGGCCGUGCAGUGGCUCUGCCAGCACGCCUUCCUGCGCAAGCUGGCGCGGCACCGUGUCACCUACAGGUGUCUCCUGGGGACGCUCAGGACAGCCCAGGCGAGAGUGCAGCGGAAGCUCCCUGCGGCCACGCUGGCCACCCUGGAGGCCGCGGCCGACCCGGCCCUGACCACGGACUUCAACACCAUCUUGGACUGACGGCGGCCCCGCCUGCCACCGGGAGGAGGGUACGGUGCCAGCAGCCGCCACGCCCGGCUGGUGUCCGGACGGGCUGCUGGGAGGCUCCGGCCGCUCGUCCCUGACCCGGUCUGCGGUGCUUGCGGGGUGGGGACGCAUCCUUGAUGUGCUCCUUCCCGGGGGCGGGGUCUCCCCUCCUGGUGUCCUUAGAGGAGCAGAGCCUGCCCGCCGGGACCCGCCCGUGCCGUUGCUGCCAGGAGGAGGCGGGCGGGUGGGCCUGUCUGUGCCAGGAGGGAGGAUCCACCAGCCGGUGGUGUUGGGACGUCUGCUGCCACCACAGCGCCGGGCUGUCUGGGGAGGCCCUUGCACCUUUGCACCAGCUUCAUGGCCACAGCCCUUGGGCGUGGGCGCAGCUCCAUCCCUCGGCCCACGUCUGCUCCGGGGCAGCCCUCACCCCAGCUGUAUCCAAAGUCCAGUUGUAACUGAGCUUUCCUUGCAAACACAGGCCUAGCCCCACUGGCUCCACUGCCCCUGGGCACACCUGCCCUUGGGCCACUCUCACUACCUGGCUGCUCCCAGCUGGGUCCUCCCAUCACCCCAGGGACCUGCCGCUGAGGCUCCCACCCCCUGGCCACCCCCACCAGACUUGCGACCCUGUCUCCUGCCAGCCCUGGCCCCGUCAAGCCUGCCCAGCGACCCCAGUGGAGACGCCGGUCGGGACCCAGGCCUCUGGGUGACAAGGAUGCCCUGCGCGCAGUGGGACCCCAAGCUCGGCGGGGGCUCCGUGGGUGCUGCAGUGCGCGGCUGUGGGUAGAAAACGUCGAACCUCUGGGUUUCUGGGUUUGAGCAGUGUCUGUGGCAUGCUGACGUGUGCAGUCAUAGAAACGACACAUGGGGUGGGGUGCAGUGAACACGGCUUGGCUGGCGUCCAGGGGUUUCCCGUGCUGAGGUGGGAGGGGUGGGGGUGGGACCCAGGGAACAGCAGGGCCUGGCCCAGCCCCCGCCCGCCGGCAGCUGUGGACCCUCGGCAGGGUGCCUGGGGCAUGGGCAGCGCCAUCCUUUACAAAACCCGGGUCCCCUCUGAGCACCCGGCUCAGGCCUAAAGUCACAGUUCUCUGGCCGCCGCCUUCUGGGUGGACCAGGCCAUCUGGAUCUUUUUGGAGGGUCCUGCCGGGUGGGCAGCGGAGGGGCCGUGGACAUGGCAGGGUUGUGAGGGUGGCGAGCCCACUGCCCGUGUGUCCUGCCUCUAGAUGGGCCCUAGGCACAUGGUGGGGCUGGACAGACGCCCUGCAAAGACGGAAAGAGCCAGAAGGACCACGGGACAGGAGGAGCAGCGGCUGAAAGGCUGUGGUCUUAUGGGAAGGAGCAGCCCCAGGGGUCAGCCCGGUGGCUGAGCCGGCCACAGAGGCCAAGAGUGAGCAACCUGGGGACGCCCCAGCCUCGGCCGUGGCCUGGUCCUGUUGGCUGUGCCGGGGUUCCCGUGUGGCUGGGCUGCCGCCUUGUCUGCUGCUGUUGCCUCGAGGAGCGUCCAAGUGGCCGAGCCUGGCGGGUUUGUGGCAGCUCCAGGCCACGGGGUGCGACGGACGUGCCCGGCACUGGCACACGGGAGAGUGAGUGAUGAGGGGCCUGGCAGCUGGUCCUUUGCGGCCGUGAGCAGGAGAGGAGCUGCCGCGGCCACGCUGGGCAGAGGUCCCUUGGCCAAAGGCUGGACGGAGCAGGGCAAGGACCCCAGAGCAGAGGCACCGCCGGGCGUGGGCCGAGCUUGCCUGCCCUGGCGCGGCUCACACACAUCACCAGCCGGGUCACUGUGCAGUUGUCCAUUCUCCACGCGGUUCCGGCUGCCCUUUCUCUGUGUGUGCUGACUGCUGUUCUGUGGAGGGUCCGGCGUGUGCAUGGCAGUGUCAAAGCAUGGGAAAGCUGCCUGCUCUGCGGUGGCUUAGCUGAGCCCCCCUGUCUGACUUCUCUCUCUCUCUCUCUCUGAAACCACCAUGCAGACUGUCAAGUCUCAGGGCAACAUGCAAAAAUAAAAUUUUAAAAGGGGAGAGAAAUCCUACUCCUCUGGGUUUCCCUAGA
Messenger RNA from Microcebus murinus (gray mouse lemur), 7016 nucleotides. The record is from RefSeq and is a predicted model, not a curated record. NCBI's taxonomy places the organism in Eukaryota, Metazoa, Chordata, Mammalia, Primates, Cheirogaleidae.